Molecule: messenger RNA, 1801 nt
Organism: Thamnophis sirtalis
Lineage: Eukaryota; Metazoa; Chordata; Lepidosauria; Squamata; Natricidae
Source: RefSeq, a predicted model, not a curated record
UCUCUCAAAGCGUGCUUGACCGCCCAGUGGCCGCCGCCGCCUCCUCCUCCUCCAGUGAGCGCUGGGAGACGAGGCGGCGGCAGCAGCAGCAGCAGCAGGAGAGGCGCUUCCCCCCUCGAGGCUCGCCUCUUCUCCAAGGGUGGCUUGAGCUCCGCUGGGCGUCCUUCGCCGCUGUCCUUCUUGCCAGGCGCUAGCGGCUGAAGGAAGUUUGCCAAAGCGCCCCCCCCCCCCAAUUGACGGCACUUAUCCUGGCAAACUCUUACUAAGCCGCGCUUCUCUCUCUCUCUCUCUCUUUCUCUUUCUUUCCGCCACAUCUUUCGCGCUGCGGGAAGUUGUCGAUGAGUGCCCCGCCGGUCAUCCGGCCGCCCAGUCCUUCGCAGCCCGGCGGCGGCGGCGGCGGCAUCUCCUUCCACCUUCAGAUCGGCCUCAGCCGGGAGCCGGUGCUCUUGCUGCAAGACUCCUCGGGGGAGUUCAGCCUGACCCAUGUCCGGGAAAUGGCUUGUUCCAUCGUCGAUCAAAAGUUUCCUGAGUGUGGCUUCUAUGGGAUGUAUGAUAAAAUCCUGCUUUUUCGUCAUGAUCCAACUACUGAAAAUAUACUCCAGCUGGUGAAGUCAGCUGCUGAUAUCCAAGAGGGUGAUCUGGUUGAAGUUGUCUUAUCAGCUUCUGCAACUUUUGAAGACUUUCAGAUUCGGCCACAUGCUUUGUUUGUCCAUUCCUACAGAGCACCAGCCUUCUGUGACCAUUGUGGAGAAAUGCUGUGGGGGCUUGUACGUCAAGGGCUUAAAUGUGAAGGAUGUGGCUUAAACUAUCACAAGAGAUGUGCAUUUAAAAUCCCUAAUAACUGCAGUUGUGUCCGAAAGAGGCGAUUAUCAAAUGUUUCAUUAACAGGACUUGGUAAUAUCAGAACAAUGUCUGCUGAACUUUCAUCUACGCUUGCAGAUGAAGGACUCCAGAUUCCUGCAAGCCCCAGUUUUGAGACUUGCUUAGCCCUGGAAUGGAGACUGAUAUAGUGAUGGAAGAGGGAAGUGAUGACAAUGACAGUGAAAGAAACAGUGGCCUCUUAGAUGAAAUGGAAGAUUCUAUGGCGCCUGAUGCUGAGAUGGUGACUGUGAAUCCAGGUGAUAGUGGAGACAUGCAGGACACUGAUCUUGACCAUGAUGAGAGUAACAGAAUGAUCAGCCCUUCAACAAGCAAUAAUAUCCCAUUAAUGAGAGUGGUACAAUCUGUCAAACAUGCAAAAAGGAGAAGUAGUACAGUAAUAAAAGAAGGAUGGAUGGUUCACUACACAAGCAAAGACAGUUUGAGGAAACGGCACUAUUGGAGAUUGGAUAGCAAAUGCAUCACUUUGUUUCAAAAUGAAACUGAAAGCAAAUAUUACAAGGAAAUUCCAUUGUCUGAAGUACUAUCCCUGGAACCUGCAAAAAAUUUCAGUUUUUUAUCACAAGAAGCAAAUCCCCACUGCUUUGAAAUAACUACAGCUAAUGUGAUUUAUUAUGUUGGGGAAAACAUUGAAAACCUACCAAGUCUUUCAGUUAAUAACAGUGUUCUCACAAAUGGUUGUGGCCCAGAUGUUGCAAGAAUGUGGGAAAUGGCAAUCCAGCAUGCCCUGAUGCCUGUCAAUCCUAAAGGAGCAUCUACUGGUUCAGGACCAAGUUUACACAGAAAUAUAUCCAUAAGUAUUUCUGUAUCCAAUUGUGAAGUCCAAGAGAAUGUGGAUAUCAGUACAGUAUAUCAAAUAUUUCCAGAUGAAGUUUUAGGAUCUGGACAGUUUGGAAUUGUUUAUGGGGGUAAGACUCUUUAG